AUGUUGAAAGGUGAAAUUCCAGAGUCUAUAGCAAGUAUGAAGCAUCUUGACGUAUUGGACCUCUCAAACAAUGAAUUAACAGGGGAAAUUCCAGAGUCUUUAGUCCAUGUGAUGCAGCUUGAAGUAUUAAACAUGUCAAAUAACAAAUUAACAGGAAAAGUCCCAGAGUUUUUAAGAAAAAUGAAGGCUUUGGAUCUGUCAAAUAAUAAAAUGACAUACAGCAUUCCAAAGGGGAAAAGUCAUUCUACAUACCUGAUAAAAAUAUUGGGAGCAAUAGGUGCUGUUGCUGUUUUUAUAGCUUGUUGUCUACUUUUGGGAUUUCUGUGGACAAGGAAUCUGCAUAGAGAAGGGUUCAAUCAAACAGUUCGUAAAAUGCUUCAAAAGGUCAAAGCUUUAGUAUUUGAGUUUUUUUCUAAUGGAAGCUUAGAAAAACUUUUGUAUCAAGACAAUGCUCAUAGCUGUAAAUUGGGAUUGAAGGAAGUGCUGAACAUAGCUAUAGAUAUAGCCCAUGCUGUGAAAUAUAUUCAUUAUGAUUGCCAUGUGCAGAUAGUGCAUUGUGACAUAAAGCCAAGCAUUGUUCUUUUAGAUGAAAGCGUGACAGCCCAUCUAUCAGAUUUUGGGAUAUCCAGAUUCAUGGGUGGAAUCUCGGCCAAUUCAGUAAACUCAACAAUGGAUUUAAAAGGUUCAGUGGGCUACAUCGCACCAGAAUAUGGAUUGAAAUUUGAGUGGCAUGAUAUCAAUUCGAGGAGAUGUUUACAGCUAUGGCAUUUUAUUAUUGGAAAUGUUGACAAGGAGGAGGCCAACUGA
Cryptomeria japonica (Japanese cedar) is the source of this 807-nucleotide messenger RNA. Its product is annotated as putative leucine-rich repeat receptor-like serine/threonine-protein kinase At2g24130. NCBI's taxonomy places the organism in Eukaryota, Viridiplantae, Streptophyta, Pinopsida, Cupressales, Cupressaceae. Gene Ontology annotation, biological process: protein phosphorylation. The record is from RefSeq and is a predicted model, not a curated record. Bases 1 to 807 code for a protein of 268 amino acids. Gene Ontology annotation, molecular function: protein kinase activity; protein binding; ATP binding. The transcript is spliced from 3 exons.